GAGCGAGCCACUCCCACCGCCGCAGCCGAUUCCCGCCGCCGCCGCGGCCAUCCGCUGCUCCACCUUCUACACCCUCCACCCCUUUAUACCGCGAUCUCCUCCGGAACAACUGGUCGGAACUGCUGCUCCGCCUGCUCGCCCCCGCUGGAGAUCCGCCCGGAGAGGCAUUUGUCUUUCUGGGUCAAUCAGUGGUUUGGAAUGUUUUUCCGAGCUGAAGAAGAGAAGUCUUGGAGCUGGAUAAUUAAGUUCUUUUAGGGAUAUGCUCCAACCAAGGGAAGCUGAUGUGCCUGUGCUCUUUGUUGUAUUCAUAGUACUUCCGGUGAUAGCUUAUUUUCUUCUUGGGAGAUGGCAUGAUGCUGCAAGUAAGAAAGCAAGGGUAGGUGUGCUUGCCCAGAAAGCUGCAGAAGAAGCGUUCGAAGUGGAAACAAUGGCUUGUCCAGAUGUUAUAUUGCCAGGACCCUCUCUGAGACCUAUGCCUUAUUUGAGAUCUGUUCCUUCUUUAAGAUCCGAGUACCACGAGUGUGCUAAUUGUCAUGGCCCUGCGAAGACUAGGUGCUCCAGGUGCAAGUCUGUUAGAUACUGCUCCGGAAAGUGUCAAAUAAUACACUGGAGGCAAGGGCAUAAGCAAACAUGCCAGCAAUGGAAUGUUAAUGGUGGCAGCAGUUCUGGUGGGCUACCUACUACGGAAAGUUCUGAACAGAUGCCAUUCUUGACUAACCUGAAUUCACCUCUUCCAGGGGGUGAUGUCCACCUGCAUGACAUGAAUUUUGACACAGUAUCAGAACCAUCUUUUGGGACAACUGAUAGCUAUAAUUUUGACCCUGAUCUGUUCCCAACGGAUAGAACCAACAUCAAUAAAUCAAACCAGAAUCUUCAUUCAACUGAAAAUGGUGCUUCUGUUGUAUCUUGUGAGAAGAGCAAUUAUAGUGUUGAUGAAAAAACCAACUCUUCUGAGAUUUUAUCAGCAAACAAGGUUUCAAACAACAGUUUUAGUUGUUCAGAUGAAAAGGAUGGCAACUGUGAUUUGACUUAUCCUCUCAAUGGCUCGACACAACAACCUAAUAGUUGUGCUCCUGAGACAAGAAAACGGCCAAAAGCAAGCAUCACGGUUUAUGAACCAGACAUGGGUGUCUAUUUAACUUCUGAUAUGAUCAGUUCUUGUGAGGGGCAAUAUGCUUCAACAACAGGGUCACUACAGAGGAGCAGUUCAUGUGGAAAAUCUACUGGAAAAGGAAAUAUUAUCCAUAAGAAGCCUCCAUAUCCACCAGGUAAGGUGGCUUCAUCACAAAAACCACAGGAGGUGUCAACAUCAUAUCAAUACGAUGGCCAUGACAAGAAUCCUUGCAGCAAAAUUGAGCAAAGAUCAGCAAAAGCAAGUGUUUCAACAAGCAACAAUUUACAAGCAUGUGCUGGAAUCUCAAAACUAGGAGCAUCCAAGGUUGAGGUCUUGAAGAAGCCCUCCAAAUUUCUAAAAACAAGCCUGGUGGGUUUAAUCAAUGACAAUAAGAGGAGUAAGGUAUUGUUUCGCUAUGAGGAUCUUGUUAAGUUCUUUCAGUACGAAGUACGGGGCAUUUCUCCUAGAGGUCUUUUCAACUGUGGGAACAGCUGCUAUGCUAAUGCUGUUUUACAGUGCCUUAUGUGCACAAAACCCCUGAUGAUCCACCUGCUUCUGAGAUUGCAUUCUAAAGACUGUAAUACUAAACCCCUAACAUUUUGCCUUCUGUACUGUUGUCUACUUUUGUCUGCCUCACUUUGUUAUUUUCUUUUAGGUUGCUCAAAGAACUGGUGUCUUAUGUGUGAACUUGAGCAAUAUGCUUCAACUCUACGUGAAAGCGGCGGACCUGUGUCUCCUAGUAGAAUCCUUUCAAAUCUUAGGAGUAUUGGAUGUCGCUUGGGUGGUGGAAGUCAGGAAGAUGCUCAUGAAUUUUUAAGGCAUCUUGUGAUGUCUAUGCAAGCAGCAUGCUUGGAUGGACUGGGUGGUGAGAAACAAGUAGAACCAAGCUUGCAGGAAACUACACUGAUACAACAGAUGUUUGGCGGGCGCCUUAAAUCUAAGGUUAAGUGCCUCAGAUGCCACCAUGAAUCUGAAAGAUAUGAGAAUAUAAUGGAUCUUACUUUGGAGAUUCAUGGUUGGGUGGAGUCCUUACAAGAUGCUUUGACGCAAUUCACUUCUCCUGAAGAUUUAGAUGGGGAGAAUAUGUAUAAAUGUGGAAGGUGUUGUGCUUAUGUCAAAGCAAGAAAACAACUAAGUGUACAUGAGGUGCCAAACAUAUUAACGGUAGUUUUGAAAAGAUUCCAGACAGGAAAGUAUGGCAAGAUUAAUAAAUGUGUCACUUUUCCCGAUAUGUUGGACAUGGUUCCUUUUGUGACUGGCUCUGGCGAUCACCCUCCUCUUUACUUCUUAUACGCUGUGGUCGUACAUGUGGAUACAGAAAAUGCAUCAUUCUCCGGUCAUUAUAUAUCAUAUGUCAAAGAUAUGCAGGGAACAUGGUUGAGAAUAGAUGACUCGGAGGUCAAGGCUGUAUCACUGAAUCAAGUUAUGUCAGAAGGUGCAUAUAUGCUAUUCUACUUGAGAUCUUUUCCUCGCCCACCAAGGAUAUACGUUGAGAAAGGCCUAUUGCCUGUUCCAUCAUCCUCAAAACGCCACUCGUCAAAAUCCUCCAAGGGGUCUAAACAGGAGCAGAAGCAGACAGAAUCACUCCUUGCUUCUGAUGAUCAAAUCCGUGGUAUUUAUGAUUUUAGACCAGACGAGGAAGGCUACAGGCAAGAUCAGCAUGCGGAGUUAAGGUCCAGAAAUUUAUUUCACAUGGAUGAUGCUUUUACAGAUUCUGUCAGCACAGACUUCUCGGACGCUACAUCAAGUGAAUGGUCGCUGUUUACCAGCUCUGACGAAUCUUCAUUUACCACUGAAAGCACUAGAGAUUCAUUCAGUGUCGUGGAUUACGGUGACAAUGCUGGCCUUGACCCAAUCACCUCAAUAUUUGGGCCAUAUUACGCACCUGACCAAUCUUCUGGGAAUUUUGCCUCAUGCACAAGGUUCUCGCCAUCCAAUCCACAAACAAGGUACUUUUCGGAAAGCACGGGCUUCGUCUCAGAUUCUUCCUUGCCAACUCACCCCCACGGCAAUGUACAUAGAGGAAGAUAUCCAGACAGAGCUUGCGCGACUUCAGCCGAACCACUUGCUUCAGCAAACCAGCGAAGCGUGUAUGGUAGGUAUGGCCAUAGUAGAGAUGGUUUUGUUCAAACAUCUGGGUUUUGUCACAUGUAAUGGUCUACAUCUAGUAGUUUUAGCUGGAGCUCGGUGGCUGUGGUUAGCAGCUGCUCUUAAUAUCGCCUCAUGUUCUUUUUAUUUCAAAUGAGGCAUAUUUAAUUUUAGCUGCAUAUUCUAGAGGUAGAUGACCCAGUGUAGCGAAGUGAUUAGACUCAUGUCUAGAUGCUUAGCGUUUCGGAUGACUUAUUAGAACUCAGGGACAGGCCCUGUGCCGUGUAGGCAUUGUUCAAUCCAAAGAUGGUUAAGCAUUUAUUUAUUGUGUGUAA
Lolium rigidum is the source of this 3537-nucleotide messenger RNA. RefSeq names its product ubiquitin carboxyl-terminal hydrolase 15-like. The coding region runs from base 260 to 3268 and encodes 1002 amino acids. The transcript has 13 exons. Gene Ontology annotation, molecular function: cysteine-type endopeptidase activity; cysteine-type deubiquitinase activity. NCBI's taxonomy places the organism in Eukaryota, Viridiplantae, Streptophyta, Magnoliopsida, Poales, Poaceae. Gene Ontology annotation, biological process: protein deubiquitination. Gene Ontology annotation, cellular component: nucleus; cytosol. The record is from RefSeq and is a predicted model, not a curated record.